Purpureocillium takamizusanense is the source of this 2233-nucleotide messenger RNA. RefSeq lists its product as uncharacterized. The coding region runs from base 830 to 1966 and encodes 378 amino acids. The transcript has 2 exons. Gene Ontology annotation, molecular function: oxidoreductase activity, acting on the CH-OH group of donors, NAD or NADP as acceptor. Lineage: Eukaryota; Fungi; Ascomycota; Sordariomycetes; Hypocreales; Ophiocordycipitaceae. The record is from RefSeq and is a predicted model, not a curated record.
AGGCCGAGUGCCUGUGUGGCUGCGGUAAUGUAUGAAGUGCGUCCAAAGUUCCCAAAGUACGAAGUACUUCGUACGUGCUGCGCCGCUCCAGCACCAGACAAAGUUGUCGUGCUCUCGUCAGCAUGGACGGACCUGCCCAGGCAUUCCAACCACCACCCUCCUGCUAACCCAAUAUAGGUUCGACGAUGGCUUCAACUCGAGCAACGAGAGACACACUGACUGCCAUCCUACAAACGCCAAGACCUCAAUAAUCCUCUCCGUCGCGGCUCGGGCUGCUGCCCAAGUCCGUGUCGCGCUCCGCCAGCCACAGUCGAAAGAGGCAGGGGAUUUGGUUGGGCAAUUUAUUACACCGGAUUUCUGAGUCCGGAGCGGCGGCGCAAGGUUUGGGCCCGGCACCUGCUGGCAGCUUCCCCGCACGCCACGGGGGGAGGGAGCUCAGACCUCGGCUCGCUCGACCACACACGCACCAACGAGAGAGACGAGCCCAUCCUGGUGAUAACAGCCUAGAUGGCAGCGCCAGCGGGCUGCGGGUGGUGUGCAGGACGCGCCCAGCCCAGAGACCGCGAGGGGGGCUCCUGCGGCCGCUCAUCAGAUCUGCGCCCUCGCGACCCGCGACACAUUUCCCUGUGACGUGACAGCCUAUAACAGCUGCCUCGUCUUUCACGUCUCGCAUGGAGUAGCGCUGGUUUACUCCUCUGACGGAAACAACGACGUGGUCCGCGCUCUGCAAUUCCAAGAAAACCCCAACCACGGUAUCGGGAGUCAUCGACGACGACAACGACGCGAGAGCGCGGGCGCCUCCCCGGCUCACCACCACGCACGAACCACGAUGCCCAUGCACAACGGCUUCCUCCCGCGCGAGGGCUUCUGCGCCGACGUCGUCCUCAAGCUCAUCCGCCGCACGGCUCUCAACCCGGCCCUCCUGCUACCCCUCGUGCUCCUCGCCCGCUACACCAAGCGCGGGCAGGACCUGUCCGUCCUCCACCCGACCGCCGCCCGUCGCCUGCGCCUCCUCCUGUACUGGGCGCUGGCCCGCCGCGUGAGCGCCUGGCUGUCCGACCGCGCCCGCAACAACUGGACCGAUGACCGCUACGUGUGGUCCCGCGAGAUCGUCCUCGUCACGGGCGGCGCCGCGGGCAUCGGCGGCGCCUUGGUGCGCUUCUUUGAGGAAAAGGGCAUCGCCGUCGUCGUCCUCGACAUUCAGCCCAUGGCCUUUCCCACCUCCAAUAGGGUCCAUCACUUCCAGUGCGACAUCCGCUCCCCCGAGAGCGUCAAUGCCGUCGCCAACCGCAUCCGUGCCCAGAUCGGCCACCCUACCGUCAUCAUCAACAACGCUGGCGUUGCCCGCGGCAAGACCCUCCUCGAUGCCGAGCCCAGUGACGUGCGCUUCACCUUUGACGUAAACACCCUCGCCCACUAUUGGAUCACCAAGGCCUUCCUCCCCAACAUGGUUGCGCGCAACCAUGGCAUGGUGGUGACCGUUUCGUCCUUUGCCUCUUGGAUCACCAUCCCAAACAUGAUCGACUACGGCGCCUCCAAGGCCGCCGCUCUGGCUUUCCACGAGGGCCUCACUGCCGAGCUCACCACUCGCUACAAGGCGCCCCGUGUCCGCACCGUCUCCGUGCACCCUGGUCACACGCGUACCGCCCUCUUCAAGGGCUUCCGCCAGGGGUCUGGCUUCCUCCUGCCGCAGCUGGACCCCGACUCCAUCGCCGAGGCCGUGGUUCGUCAGGUCCUGACCGGCCGCAGCGGCAACGUCAUUCUUCCCGAAUUCGGGGCGUCGCUCUCGGCUCUUCGUGCUUACCCAGACUGGUACCAGCACCGCGUCAGGGCCAAAGCCCAGGGAAGCAUGGCCAACUGGACCGGCAGACAGGUCGUCAACGACGUGUCGGCGCCGUACGAGGGCAAGGAGACUAGUCAGGGACAAGACACGAGCGAGAGCGCUGUGCUGGUCUCCGGCGAGUAAACAAAAUACGGACACGUUGGACGGCGAGAGACUUUGCUUGAUUCCAGCGCUACUAGGUUUGGUUGGUGUUUUGCUUGUGUGCUAUGCCGACAGGUGUGACGAGAACCCGGCCGCCCCUUGUUGAAGCGAAUGAUAUUUUUAUGUACUGGCGUUCGCUACCAGACUACUGGGUGUAGGCAAGAGUGAAUUAUCGAAUAAUACGAGAGGCCAGCCGCGUCUGAGAGCAUGCUACUCUUUCUAAGCUGGCCAGUUGAGGUCGGUUGCGAC